Molecule: messenger RNA, 6987 nt
Organism: Sinocyclocheilus anshuiensis
Lineage: Eukaryota; Metazoa; Chordata; Actinopteri; Cypriniformes; Cyprinidae
Product: protein LAP2-like
Exons: 27
Coding region: 412-4560 (1382 amino acids)
Biological process (GO): neurotransmitter receptor transport, endosome to postsynaptic membrane; cell-cell adhesion; embryo development
Cellular component (GO): postsynaptic membrane; adherens junction; postsynaptic density
Molecular function (GO): protein kinase binding
Source: RefSeq, a predicted model, not a curated record
UAAGCGCUGCUUCACUGCUCCAUCACUUCAGUGACUGCUCUUCCGCGUCUCAAUGUAAAUCAAUGAUCUCGGCGACCUUUUUGGUCGCUCUGUUUAUUAUACCGACUCUUUUUUUGUAAUUCUCUUGUCUCGUCGAAACAUCUUUGUUUUGUAUCAGCAACAAAACUUCCCAGCAGCUGUGGGCAACUUUCCGUCGCGCGCCGAGGUGAAGAAUGCAUUAGCUCGCUCAGCUAGCAGCAGCUUUCUUCGGCUCUCCAGCAUCUAGCGCUGCAUUUCGGGGGGUUUGUGAUGUUUUUCCGUGUCUCCAGUCGUGAACUAACCCACAUGGAUUAGCUGGAUGGUUUUUAUCCCUCGUAAAUGAAAGGAAAAUAACGGAAAGUUUCGGUAUUAAGUGCCUGAGCUGUGGUGAGGAUGAGCAGCAAGCGGAGUUUGUUUGUGCGGCUGCUGCCGUGCCGCUGCCUUCGGGGCGAGGAGGAGCCCGUCACCUCGCUGGACUACUCACAUUGCAGCCUGGAGCAGGUCCCCAAAGAGAUCUUCAGCUUCGAGAAGACCCUAGAGGAGCUCUACCUCGACGCCAACCAGAUCGAGGAGCUGCCCAAACAACUUUUCAACUGCCAGUUGCUCUACCGAUUGAGUCUACCGGACAACGACCUGACGGUGCUGCCACCGGGCAUCGCUAACCUCAUCAAUCUCAGGGAGCUCGACGUCAGCAAGAACAGCAUCCAGGAGUUUCCUGAAAAUAUCAAGAACUGUAAAGUCCUGGCCAUCAUAGAAGCGAGUGUGAACCCUAUAUCGAAACUCCCAGAGGGCUUCACGCAGCUCCUCAGCCUGACCCAGCUCUACCUGAACGACGCCUUCCUAGAGUUCCUGCCGGCCAGCUUCGGCAGACUAACCAAACUGCAGAUUCUGGAGCUGCGGGAGAACCAGUUAAAGAUGUUGCCAAAGAGCAUGCAUAAGCUCACACAGCUGGAGCGCUUGGAUCUGGGCAGUAAUGAGUUCACUGAAGUGCCUGAAGUGUUGGAGCAGCUUAGAGGAAUCAGAGAGCUGUGGAUGGAUGGAAAUAAGCUGACGUUUUUACCGGGGAUGAUCGGGGCACUGAAGCAGCUCUGCUACCUGGACGUGUCCAAAAACAAUUUGGAGAUGGUUGAUGAGCAGAUAUCUGGCUGUGAAAACCUGCAGGAUCUACUGCUGUCCAACAACGCUUUGACACAGCUGCCAGGGUCUAUAGGCUCUCUGAAAAGACUGACCACUCUGAAGGUGGAUGAUAACCAGCUCAUGUACCUACCUGACACGAUAGGAGGACUCACGACUCUGGAUGAGCUCGACUGCAGCUUCAAUGAGAUUGAGGCUCUGCCGUCCACCAUCGGCCAGUGUGUGAACCUGCGUACAUUUGCUGCAGACCACAACCUGCUCACACAGAUGCCUCCAGAGAUGGGCAGUUUGAAGAACGUCACCGUUCUCUUCCUGCACUCAAACAAGCUGGAGACUCUGCCGGAGGAGAUGGGCGACAUGCAGAAACUCAAGGUCAUCAAUCUCAGCGACAACAAGUUGAAGAAUCUUCCGUACAGCUUCACUAAACUCAACCAGAUGACCGCAGUGUGGCUGUCUGAAAACCAGUCGAAGCCCCUCAUUCCCCUGCAGAAAGAGGAGGAUCCAGAGACGCACAAGACUGUACUCACCAACUACAUGUUCCCUCAACAGACCAGAACUGAGGACUAUUUGCCCAACUCAGACAGCGAGAGCUUUAACCCGUCUCUGUGGGAGGAGCAGCGCAAGCAGCGGGCGCAAGUGGCAUUCGAGUGUGACGAGGACAAGGAUGAGAGAGAAACACCCCCGCGGGAGGGCAAUCUGAAGCGUUACCCCACACCGUAUCCUGAUGAACUGAAGAACAUGGUGAAAACGGCUCAGUCCGUGGCUCACAGACUCAAAGAGGACGAGUCCGGGGACGAGGCAGGAAAAGAGACCAGGGCCAGCGAGAGGAACCACAUCGGAGUGCAGGAUGUAGGCGUGAAGGUGAUUGAAAGUCCCUGCACUAAUGGCAAAGCUGUUGAAAUGGUGCCUAAAGCAACGAUGAACAGUCAUCAAAAUUACGAGCCAAUAGAUUCAUUAGACAAACACAGCAUUGAAAGGAUCCCUCUCAAGACCUCCGACAACAUGAGAACUAUGAUGAACCAUGAUGAUACGCUUGAGGACUCAGAGGAGCUGUCAUCUGAGGAGGAGGAAAUGAAGAUAGCCGAGAUGAGACCUCCACUCAUUGAAAUUUCCAUUAACCAGCCCAAAGUAGUGGCCCUCAGCAAGGACAAAAAAGAUGAUGGGAAGGAUGCCGACUCUUUGCUGGAUGAGACGGUGGCCAACAGUAACCAGAACAACAGCAACUGCUCUUCACCAUCACGCAUGUCUGAUUCAGUGUCCUUGACCACAGACAGCAGUCAGGACAACUCCCUCUGCACCCCAGAGAGAGAGUCAAAGAUGCCUCUGGUCCCCAAGAACGGACAAGAGGAUGAAAACCUCAACCAGCUGAAGCAGAUGACCCCUCUACUCCAAAACUGUAAUGGCUCUGAGACGUCCCUACAGACCAUCCUGAAGAACCAGCAGAGCUAUGAAAGCAAGUCAGACCAGAUGGCCGACUACAGUCUCUCUAUGGAGGAGAGGCUUGCCCUCAUUGAAAAGGGCAUAAACAACGGCGUGGCAGAACAGUACAGCAAGUGGGAUCAAAUCAACAUGAACGUGGCCAAAUUCCCACCUGACAACAUGGUGUUGUAUGAGGACCUGGAAAGGAUCAAAAGUCCCUCAGCCAAGGAGUCCGUGUCAAUCAACAACAAUGCCAUGGUGUCACUCGAGAGUCUUGAGAAUGGCAAUCGGAUUCAGAAAACCCAGUCUGGGGAGAAUUUUAAUGGACGAACGGAUCAAGUUCCCUUGCGGUAUGAGUCGACGAGGACCGUCUCCACAGGUGUAACGGCUUUAAGUGACAUGAGUCUUUCUCGUAGCACAGAGGAACUCUCGCCAGAGAAGAAAUGUCCACCGGCCCCAGUAGUGAAAUCUCAGAGCAUUGCCAACAUGGACGCUGAAGGAAUGAAGCUAUACUCCAUCGAGGGAGAAAGCCCCCCGUAUGAAGUGGCAUGUGCAGCCAGAACGUCUAUAAGCGGCGCUCAAGGCCAGAGCAUCGUCCGCUCCAAAUCCGCCUCUUUGCUAAACGACCAGCCAUUGCAGAUCUACCCUGGUUCCUCUGCGUCAUCCUCUGACCUCUUGUCCAGCUCCAAACCUCCGAUUAGCAGUGCCCGCUACCCCACUGGCCCCCCUCCGCAGUACAACAUCCAGUACGCCAGUAGCACUGUGCCCAAAGACAGCUUGUGGAGCCAACGUACCCCCGUACCUCCUGAGCAGCCCUACCUCCCACCGCAGCACUCCCUCGCCAACACCAACUACUCCAACCGCAACAACGCCCCCCCAUAUCCCCAGCCCCAACAACGUGGCCCGCCCAAGACCCCGGACAUGUGGGCCAAGGAAAGGAUGCUGCCAUCUGUUGGCCAGCGUGGCGCCUUGCAGAGACAAGGUAGCGGGUCCUCUGGCAGUCCCAUGUGCAUGCCGGACCCACGUCGCAUGCCAGGAAUGGAAGGAGAGUACAUGACCUACCGGGACAUUCAUGCAGCAGGCCGUGGGCCUCUGCAGAUGAGCCAGGCGCUCCACAGACCCUUGUCUGCCCGCACGUACAGCAUGGACGGACCCAACGCUCCCCAGCCGCAGAGUGCCCGGCCCCCACCUCACGAGCUUCCAGAGAGGACCAUGUCCGUCAGCGACUUCAACUACCAGCACGCCAGCCCCAGCAAGAGACCCAGCAUGAGGGUGAAGUCAGAGCACUCGUUGCUGGAUGGGCCAGUCAGCGGAGGCGGCAGGGUUCCAGCAGACUGGAGGGACCAGGUCAUGAGACACAUCGAAGCCAAGAAGAUGGAGAAGAGCGCUCUCUCUCGGUCUUUGGCCACUCUCAUUGGCAGUCAGAGCUCUCUGGCCUUUAGCGCUCUAGACGGAUGGCAGAUUGGAGCUCAUGGGCCCAGCGACGAUGUCUUCAGUCCUCAAGGACAACAGGGCUACCAUAUCGACACUCUGAGAAAAGUGCCUUUGAUGAACGGCCAGAUGUGUCCUCCUGUGAGAUCUCCCAUGAGCUGUGGUCAGCCACCGAUGGCACGCCACCCCUCACGAGAGCAGCUCAUCGACUAUCUGAUGCUCAAAGUGUCCCAGCAGCCCCCGGGCCCUCCACGGGUCCCACACGAGACACUGCAGCAGGAGCUCCAUGUGAAGAUUGAGAAGAAUCCUGAGCUGGGUUUCAGUAUUUCAGGAGGAGUGGGUGGACAUGGGAAUCCCUUCCGUCCAGAUGACAACGGCAUCUUUGUGACGAGGGUUCAGUCAGAGGGACCUGCUUCAAAACUCCUUCAGCCUGGGGACAAGAUCAUCCAGGCAAACGGAUACAGCUUCGUUAACAUCGAUCACGGAUAUGCAGUAUCCCUCCUGAAGACGUUCCCCAACACUGUCGACCUGAUCAUCAUUCGAGAGAUGGCCGCGUAACAGAGCACCGUCUUAUUUUUGUACCGAGAGGAGCCAGUGCUAUAUAUAGCUAAUCUGAACUGAUGUUAACGGGACGAUGGUUGACCGUCAGUGAAACCACUGAAUCAAGUGGAAGACAGAAGCAUGCGCCUUCACUGUGGGAUAGUCUGUUGGUGCAGUCCAUACGAAUACCUGUGCUUUUGUAAAGAUAGUUUUUGUUUUCCUUUUUUUUUUAAGUCGUCACCUGGGUGUAGAGCUCUUGUGGGACAUUAGCUGUAGCUGACCGUUUGAGGGCAGGGCUCUCUGUCACAACUCACUCAUUUUUUUUCAUUUUUAUUAUUUUAAAGAGAUUUUUUAAAACCACUUUUAUGACCUGUGUGAGAUUCAGAGCUAGAAGACAAUGCUACGUGCUAACUGUGGUAAUGAAUGUAGAACUGGGCUGAGCUAAACCGAACUGGAUGUGAACUCUAUAGGCCUGGUGGUCACCGUUCUCACCUAAUUGUGAAGAACAAAUCCCUCAAAUUUUGAUGAAAAACUCUGCUCGAUGCUAUAAACUCUUCUAGUCUUCGUAACUUGAAUUGCCUUUAUCUACUUUCUGCAACGUUCCUCCAGUGAAAUAAGAGUCUCUUCCUACUUUAAUGGAGCGAGACAAACUUCAGCCACCAGUAAGGAUGCGCCGAAAUGCUCCCUGUACGUGAAACUUGGACAGGAACACGAUGAAGAAUUUCCAUGAGGAUUUCGAAAGAGAAAAAGACAUACAUGGAAACAGAAAGUGGUUUUUAACCAAAGCAUAUUGGGAUACUGGCGGCAUGAAACUGCUGGCAUGUCAACUUCUUUCCUUCUUCUACAACAGAGCCACUGAUUCCUACGCAACUAAUCCGAGUUUUUAUUUCUUAUUUCAUUUUGGAAACGGUUUUCUAUUCUGUGAGGAAGAUUGUAGGCAUAAUAUUUUAUUCUCUUACGAAAACAUUCUAACAUUUGACUAGUGGUGCAGUCAUGGACGUUCGUUUGCUGUUCGUUGGCUUGGAUGCAGGGCUGAGAAACGUGCUAUAGACCCUGAACUGUCACACAUGGGUUCGACCCCGAGCAAUACUCAUUUAGAUCCACGCCGCAUAUUCAGUGGCCUUAUUGGGCUGACAUAUGACACAGUGGGCGAAAGAGCAAUAGAAAGUCCUUUAUUCCAUUCGCAGGAUGCAGUCCGUUGUGUUUUUUUCUUUUUAUAAAUAACGAAACCCAUUUAGUAUUUCUUGAUUGAAAAAGCAUUUUAUAUUAAAUUUUUUUAAAGACAAAAACGUAGGAAAUGGCAUUUCAGAUUAUUUGUAAAAAAAAAAAGAAAAAGUUCGUAAAGUGAAAAAUCAGUGUGCGAAUGAAUGUCUCGUCACGUUAGCGAUUGCACUGCUGUUUCCAAACACCCCUACGAAGAUUAUCGUACCAUUGUAUGAGGAUACAUCGACUUCAAUAGCAAAGAGAUUCGAAAGGCUUUGUAAAACGUUAAGAGUAAUGUUUGUAUUUGAUGAAGUAGUCGCGUCGAAAGGCCAUGAAAGACUUUUGCCAUGUCUGCAUAUGAGGAGAACGACCUACUGUCGAUUGUAGUACUGUUUGUAUUAUUUGCAUGAAAUUCCUCCUUUUGAUCGUUCUUCGCUGUAUUCUUCGGUAGACUGGAGCGCUAAAUGAAUUGAAGUAAUCGAAUUAACAUACUGAUAAUGUAACAUCCACAAUUUGAUGUGAAAGAGCACUGUCAGCAUUUUUACGAGAGCUCAAAAGAGUUCAAUUCUAAAUUGAUUCGCAGUUGAAUUCAGACCAAUUUUCGCACUAUUUUAAUUACCAUUGACGCGCUGCCCUCAGAGUGUGUUAAAAUAAGUAAUGAGUCACCAUUGUUUAUGAAUUGGAAAUUAAUUUACUACAUUUGAUUAUUUAAAAAAAAAAAGAGAUUAAUCGCACAGUUUUUUAUUUAAAGUACAAAUUUAAUGGAUAAAACAACGGCCUCCAAUUUAGCUGGGAAUGAUUCAUUCAACACGAUGUUUUUGUGGACACUGUUACUUCCAUUUUGUCACCAAUCAGUCUAGCGUAGAAUCCUUGACUGUCACUUUUUUAUUUUGUCUGCAAAGACAUUGUAAAAAUGUAAUAACGAACAGUGACUAAAAACAACUGGUGUUUUUUUUUUUUUAAUUGUCCCACCUUUUAUUUAUUUAGUACCCUUUUCUUUAGAGAUUACUAAUCAAAAUGUAAAUACUUUUUUAAAAGGUUUAUGAUUUGUUCAUGGCAUUAGUGAUUACGUUUUUAAAACCAGCAAUAAUUUGCAUCACAGAAGCAGCCCUUUUAAUGUAUAGCUAUGUCAAAGGUUUCUCCGCAAGCAGCUACUAUUAAGAUGAUUGGUAUGCAUUUAUUCAACAUUCCAGAUUUUGUAAAUAAAUUUACUUUCCAUGGUGUCCUGUGGAAAGAAUAAAU